Symbiodinium natans is the source of this 1959-nucleotide messenger RNA. The record is from the annotation of a GenBank genome assembly. Lineage: Eukaryota; Dinophyceae; Suessiales; Symbiodiniaceae.
AUGAAGGAGCUGCUCCUUGCAAGCAUUUGCCUCACUUCGGCUUUGGCUUUGGAUGUGAUCGUGGUCGGAGCGGGCGUCGCUGGCUUAAGCGCCGCCAAAAGAUUGCAAGACGCAGGUCACAGCGUUACCCUCCUAGAAGCCAGAGAUCGCAUAGGUGGCCGCACCUGGACGAGUCACAGCUUGGGCUUUCCGACCGACCUCGGCGCUAGCUGGAUUCACGGAGCAGGUCCUCUAAAUCCUUUGACUCCCUUUAUCUCAGAAUUUGGCCUGGUCACUGUAGAGGAGGCUGAUGAACAGAAGUGUCGCUACGACAGGAAUGGCUACAAGUACAGCCGCAGGGAGAUCCUCGCCUGGGAAGCUGCUUGCUGGGCUUCAGGCUUCUAUGGCGGAUAUGGCUCGGACUCCACCAAUACCCUGGAGGUGGAUUUGAGGAACUACUACCCGUCGUUCUUCGGUACCGUGGAAGGAGAGAUGUGCCUUGCCGGCUGGGACUUCAACGAAGGUUCCACUCUGGAUUUGGUGAGCACAGCCAACAGUUUUCAAAGCGAAGUGACCACUAGCGCUGGUGGCCCCGAACUGAUCCUCCUUGAUGGCUACAACACUCUGACUGACAACCUGACCGCUCAGUUUCAAGCUGCGGGUGGAACCGUGGUGAUGAACGCCGCAGUGACCGAGGUCCAGUACUGCAUGGGGUACAGUGAGAACGGCGUGAUCCCUCCUUGCGCGGUCAAAGUGUCGACCGCCACAACGCAGUACACGGGUGAUGCGGUGAUUGUUGCCGUGCCUCUGGGUGUUUUGCAAGCCAACAAGGUGGCAUUUGUUCCGGCCCUCCCAUCUUCCUACACCGAUGCCAUCGCACGGAUGCAGUUCGGUGUCGUGAACAAGGCAGUAGCUGUUUUCGACACCGACUUUUGGACAGCUGGGUGUGGGACUGACCUGAUGCUGGCAAUCAACCAGCGUGGGGCAAAUAUUGACAAUCGUGGCAUGUUCCCAUAUUUCAUGAACCUCAACCGCGAUUGGAGGGGCAGCAAGGCGCUGCUGGGUUUCGCCGUGGGACGAUAUGCGGUUGCCUCUGAGCAGAAGACAGACGCCGAGGUGGAGGCUGACUUCAUGUCAAGGCUUCGCCAGCAGUUUCCGAAUGCCCCCAACCCGACGCAUUUCCUGCGAACCAAGUGGGGCUCAGACCCGUUUGCCCAUGGAAGCUACACCACCCCCUCGGGCGUCAAUGCAAAACUGGAUGAGCUGGGGCUGCUUAGCCAGGCCGUGAGCGCCUCUCUCUCCCUUGCAGGAGAUCAUGGAUGGCAGGCCAUCGGGACUUUCGUCGGCAAUGUCGACCCACGCCACUUCAAGGACGUUCCUGUUCUUGCUUUCGCUGGACGCCGGGGCGCGCCGCUGCCGGCCAAGCCGGCCGAAGAGGCGCUGGAGCUCGGGGAGCUCGAUGAGUUCGUGGACUCUAUCUGGGGCAAUGCCAAGUCCCUUUUGGAUUCCGAGCCUGGGCGGAAGCUGACUGAGCUUGCCGGCGAGGAGCGCUUGGAGAGCAUUAAGGCUGGGAUCAGCUCGACAGGUUCUGGCGCAGUGGCUAUGAUUCCCAUCAGCCUGCUAGAUCCGGAUCGACUCACUCCCCGCUGGGAGUUCCAACUUGACAUGCUGGCACUAGAUGUUUUCCUCUUUGGAUUGGUGUAUCGCUACGCUGUGCGUCAGGGAGACGACAAUCCCAUGCUGCGGCUGGGUGUCUUGGGCGCUUUUGUCUUGCCACGCGCACUCUUCCUGGUGCGCAUGCCAGCAGAAUGCCAGGCCCUGCCGCUCAGCUGUGGUCCUCCCCUCGGCUACUUCAGCUGGGACAUGCUGGCCCAGGUGGCUUGGCACUUCGUCUCCGGCGGGGUGGUCUUCGGGGUGGCCAUCUACGGAUUAGAGCGUGCCAUAGCUUCAGGCUUCGUAUGCCGCUUCAAAUCGUCUUGA